Molecule: messenger RNA, 1353 nt
Organism: Fraxinus pennsylvanica
Lineage: Eukaryota; Viridiplantae; Streptophyta; Magnoliopsida; Lamiales; Oleaceae
Source: the annotation of a GenBank genome assembly
AUGUCUAGAGCUCAAGAAGUAUCAGACACCUCGGUUGUUGGUGAUGAUAAGAUUGGAGUGUUAUUACUGAACCUUGGAGGCCCUGAAACUCUUGAGGAUGUUCAACCCUUCUUGUUCAACCUUUCUGCCGAUCCAGAUAUUAUACGAUUGCCGAGAUUGUUUCGCUUUCUUCAAAACCCAUUGGCGAAAUUCAUAUCCGUUGCUAGAGCCCCAAAGAGCAAAGAAGGAUAUGCUUCAAUUGGUGGUGGUUCUCCUCUUCGUCAGAUAACUGAUGCCCAGGCUGAAGAGUUGAGAAAGGCACUAUCUGAAAAGAAUGUCCCUGCAAAGGUUCCUCUGAUGAAGAUACGUACAAAACCGACCCUACAGCGAAAUCCUGUUGUGGUUGCUCAAGUACCUUUUAAGGACUUGGUAACCCUUGACUGCCUCCAGUCUAGGGACAAGAAAGUCAAUGCUGCCAAAGAGUCGAAGGCCUGGUUAAAGGAAAGGGUUAAGACUGGGAAAAUCAUUGGUUCUUCUCCAAGCAAAGGUUUUGAGACGGCAUUUUGGGAAGAUGAAUAUCUUGUCAAUAUGCAGCACACUGUAAUUCCUUCCUGGUACCAACGAAAAGGAUAUAUCAAAGCCAUGGCAGAUUUGAUUGAAAAGGAGUUAAGAAACUUUGAGAGCCCUGAGGAGGUGAUGAUUUUUUUUAGUGCUCAUGGGGUACCACUAGCGUAUGUGGAGGAAACUGGUGAUCCAUAUAAAGCUGAGAUGGAGGAAUGUGUGGAUUUGAUUACGGAAGAACUGGAAAAGAGAAAGAUAAAAAAUGGAUAUACUCUUGCAUAUCAGAGUAGGGUCGGACCAGUGGAAUGGUUGAAGCCCUAUACAGAUGAGACAAUUAUUAAGCUUGGACGUAAAGGAGUUAAGAGUCUUUUAGCUGUCCCAAUUAGUUUUGUAAGUGAACAUAUUGAAACAUUGGAGGAAAUAGAUGUUGAAUACAAGGAGUUGGCUCUAAAAUCUGGUAUAGAGAAAUGGGGUCGUGUUCCUGCACUUGGUUGUGAACCCACUUUCAUUUCAGAUUUGGCUGAUGCGGUGAUUGAAAGUCUUCCGUAUGUUGGAGCAAUGGCUGUCUCAAAUCUCGAAGCUCGACAGUCUUUAGUUCCACUUGGCAGCAUUGAAGAGUUACUAGCAGCAUAUGAUUCACAACGUAGAGAGCUACCACCUCCAGUGACAGUUUGGGAGUGGGGUUGGACAAAAAGUGCUGAAACUUGGAAUGGAAGAGCAGCUAUGUUGGCCGUCCUUGUUCUGCUGGUCCUGGAAGUGACCACUGGAGAAGGUUUUCUGCAUCAGUGGGGUAAAUUGCCCUUGUUUCGAUGA